AUGGGGUCACUCUUUAAGCUGCGCGACCACUGGUACGGCAGCUACCGCGGGGAGGAAUUUAGCCACACCUCCGCGCUGACGCUUGGAAACGCAGCCAACAGCCCCGAUGAUGAGAAUGAAAUCAUCUUUGGGUCCUUCUCAGGGACGCUGCGGGUGCUGCUACCAAAGAAGAAGGGCGCGAUGCAACCGGAAGACACUCUCGUAGAAAAAGACUUUGGUGCACCUAUUCUGCAGGUCGCGUGUCGACCUUUGGAGCCGGUUGUGGGUGGCCAACCAAGAAACUUGAUAGCAGUUUUAUCUCCGAGGCAGUUGUUCCUGGCCCGCCUGUUUUGCGAGCGAAACACGGAGGUUGAGGAAGGCAACACAAGCGCUUUGCUCAAUAAAUCAUAUCGGCUCACAGUGCACUAUGAAGCGCGUCUGGAUAGCACCGCGUACAACUUUACUUGCGGUAGGUUCGGCCACGCACCAAAUGAAAUGGUAUGCGUUCAGUCCAUGGACGGGCAACUCACAAUUGUGAACCACAACUCGGUUGUGUCCCACUGCUUUCUUCCAAGCUCACAGUUUUUGCUGCCGGGGUGUUUCGCGUACUGCCCGCAGCGCGAUUACUUUGUGACAAACAGCUCCUCCAUGAACCUCCUGUGCUACUCCUUUGCGAACCUCACCAGCAAUCGGGUGCGGUCCGAGACGCACCUGGGCGCCGAUGAGAACGACAUUGCAAACCCCCACGGAGACGCCAUUUCCCCGUCGUGGACGUUUCUGCUGGGGGAGGAGGCGGUAGGGAUUGAGGUCUGUCGCCAUACCCGUGGACUGAGUGCGGAGGACGCUGACAUUGUUGUGUUGUGCCACUACUCCCUAUUUGUGUUACGCCUCAAUGGGGAGAUGCGCUUUUCGAGGCGCCUGGACGUGGAGACGUUGUGCCUCACCACCUAUACUGUUCCCGGCGCUGAGGCCUGCAAUCUCCUUAUUGGCACCGUUAAGGGUUCCGUCAACGUGUACUCCGACGCGUCGCUCGACUGGAGCGCCAAGAUGACCACGAAUGCCCCUCAGUGUCUUGCUGUUGGGGAACUCCUCAAAACGAAGGGGAUGAUCGUGACACUUGCCACCGACGGUACGGUGGCUGUCAACUACCUUGGAACUGACCCGGAGGAGGAUCCCAUUCAGCCGCUGGAAAGCAAGGAGGCGGACUACGUUGAGAUGGAGCGUGAACUGCGACGCACGAUGCAUGCGAUCAAGCAGAGCUGUCGCGACGAUAAAGCCCCAGGGAAGGAAACCGCCGCAGUGGAAGGCUUACUGCGUGUCGAGUGGGAUGCUCUGCCAAGCGAAGUUGAGGGUCGAGACGGUGCGGUUACGAGUCCCUUAGUUUUUACUAACACGAGCGCCACUGACUCUGUGGGGGAGGUGACAAUUGCGGUGCAUGUCGUGGAGCCUGUCCGCGUUGACGUCCCCCAACAGGUGUUGGAGAACGUUCCAGCAGGUCAGACGGUGCGUGUUCCAUUUCGUUUUGACGCACAAAACAAUACUGACAUGAUUAUACCUUCUUCGCUUGAAGCACGUGCGGUUGUGACGUAUGCCGCCAGGAACGGUGCGAUCUGUACGGUGAGCGUCACCGCACGUCUCCCUUUAACCCUUGUGGCACGCCCCUAUCCCUCCCGUGAAAAAUGCGCUUUUUGUCAUGCAGCUCAACACCAAUAA
This is a messenger RNA of Trypanosoma conorhini, 1692 nucleotides long. RefSeq names its product Bardet-Biedl syndrome 9. Lineage: Eukaryota; Euglenozoa; Kinetoplastea; Trypanosomatida; Trypanosomatidae. Gene Ontology annotation, cellular component: membrane; BBSome. Bases 1 to 1692 code for a protein of 563 amino acids. Gene Ontology annotation, biological process: cilium assembly. The record is from RefSeq and is a predicted model, not a curated record. Gene Ontology annotation, molecular function: protein binding. The transcript has a single exon.